This is a messenger RNA of Penicillium malachiteum, 1461 nucleotides long. RefSeq names its product cytochrome P450. Gene Ontology annotation, molecular function: oxidoreductase activity, acting on paired donors, with incorporation or reduction of molecular oxygen; heme binding; monooxygenase activity. NCBI's taxonomy places the organism in Eukaryota, Fungi, Ascomycota, Eurotiomycetes, Eurotiales, Aspergillaceae. The coding region runs from base 1 to 1461 and encodes 486 amino acids. The record is from RefSeq and is a predicted model, not a curated record. The transcript has 3 exons.
AUGAGCCACGACUUUCAGCUGAGUGUCUACCUCGGCAUCGUUUUCCUCAUCUGGUCUGUAUACUUCAUCGUCAAAAUACUCAGGUCUCCUCUGCGUCGUAUUCCUGGACCUUUCUCCUCCAAAUUCACUCGACUACCCUUACAACUCGCAACAUCACGCGGAGCUCAGCUCUAUUAUAUUCAUCGCUUACACCAAACAUAUGGCCAUAUCGUUCGAAUCUCGCCAAAUGAAGUCUCAGUCUCUUCCAUGGCCGAUAUCAGAGAGAUACAUCGCAUUGGAUCCGGCUUUUUGAAGACAGAGUGGUAUGAUGUGUUUACACGAGGUCUCAUCGGUGUGUUCAAUAUGAGAGAUCCAAAGGAACAUGCCCAACGGCGGAAACUUUUCGCACGUCCGUUUUCCAAAUCGGCUCUUCGAACUUCAUGGGAACCUGUCGUGAAAGAUAAAGCCCAGCUCGCUAUCUCUCAGAUUCAGAAUGAAAUUGCCGCAAAUGGUAUCUGCGAUUUCCUUAAGUGGGCGACAUUCCUGGCUACUGAUAUCAGUAGUCAUCUUAUGUUUGGAGAUUCGUUUGACAUGUUGCAGAAGGGAAAGAAAAACGAAUACAUUCGUAUCCUAGAAGCAUAUACCCAAGGGUCCGGCAUAAUGAUGGAGGUCCCUUUUGCUAAAUGGAUCCUACCUUACAUUCCCCUCCGAUCAUUUCGCGAAAUGUUCUCAGGUGAUGAAAUCCUACUCCAGCAUGGUCGAGAAUCGGUAGCAUACAGUCGAAAGCACAGCGAGUCCUGUCGAAAUAUUUUCUCCGGCCUUGUUUAUGAGUCUGAGAAAGACGACGUCUCCCUCAGCGAUACCGACGUAGCGAUGGAAGCAUCAAGCCUCAUCAUUGCAGGCUCCGACACAACUGCUAUCACGCUUACGUAUCUGAUUUGGGCGGUCUUGUCGCGGCCAGAACUACGAUCUGAUCUAGAGACUGAACUUGCUACUUUAGGGGAAAACUGGAAUGAAAGUCGACUCGAAGCACUUCCUCUACUAAACGCAAUAAUCACUGAGACACUGAGACUGUAUGGCGCAGCUCCGGGCUUGCUGCCUCGUACUGUUCCUGAAGGUGGUGUUUCAUUCUCGGGGUAUUAUAUUCCUGCGGGUAUGAUCGUGGGCACUCAGAGUUGGACAGUCCAUCGCGAUCCUCUCCUGUUCCCAGAUCCCGAAAAGUUUGAGCCUGAGAGAUGGCUGCCGGGACCAAAAGAGACAUCUGAAGCGGGUCGAAUGGCCCUCUCGCCUUUUGGGUCUGGAUCACGCACUUGUCUGGGAAUUCAUCUUUCGUGGAUGGAACUACGACUCAUCGCAGCCGAGUUCUUUCUUCGAUGUGGGAAUGUGAAACUGGCACCCAGUGUGACUGAAGAGAGUAUGAAGCCGAAGCAUUUCUUCCUAAUUGCACCUUCAGCGCACACAUGUGAGAUAGUAAGUACUUGA